Messenger RNA from Aspergillus japonicus CBS 114.51, 1695 nucleotides. RefSeq names its product Gfo/Idh/MocA family protein. Bases 270 to 1568 code for a protein of 432 amino acids. The record is from RefSeq and is a predicted model, not a curated record. Gene Ontology annotation, molecular function: nucleotide binding; oxidoreductase activity. NCBI's taxonomy places the organism in Eukaryota, Fungi, Ascomycota, Eurotiomycetes, Eurotiales, Aspergillaceae. The transcript is spliced from 2 exons. Gene Ontology annotation, biological process: NADPH regeneration. Gene Ontology annotation, cellular component: cytoplasm.
CUCCUCUAUCCAUCCGCCGAGUCCAUCCCUUGCAUCCAGCAUUCUUCACCUGAAGCCAGUGCUCGAUCCCGUUCAGAACUUUGUCCUUCUCUUCAUCUCAAAAAAUGCGCCUUCCCUCUUCUCCAUCUCCAUCUCCUCCUCCUAAUCUCCAGAGUCUCGCGCUGUCCACUCUGCGUGCCGGCUGAUUGAUCUAUUGAGUUUGCUUGCCCAGCGCAUCUCGGCCUGAUACAGAGAAAACAGAAAGCACCUAUCUGAACAAGAGAAGCACAAUGACGCCGAAGGUCCUCCAGCUCGGGAUCCUCACCGCAGACGAAGGCGCCCAAGCCAUCCAAGAAAUCUACCUUCCCAUCCUUACCGCCCUUACCAACUCAUACAAAGUAGCUGUUAUCUACAAUGCUUCAACAGAUACCAAGCAGACGACAAACAGCACCAGGAAGGCUUACACUAACGGCCAUUACACCAACGGUCACACCAAUGGUCACACCAACGGCCACACUAACGGCCAUCACACAAAUGGCACGACUAAAGCCGAUGGCCAUGAGAACGGAAUCAAAAACAUCGCUCGUGCAUCUUCUGCCGAAGAGGUCAUCUCCGACCCAUCGGUUCAGCUGAUCCUCAAUUUCAUGCCCAAUGAAUACCACGAGAUCUACACCGUAGCGGCGCUGGAUGCUGGCAAGCACGUCAUGGUCGAGACGCCCGUGAGCCUGAGCAUCCAAAGCGCAAGGCGCAUUAUCGAAGCGGAGAAGCGCGCCCCCAAUGGUGCCAAAGUGUUCGUGGCAUGUGCGCGACGCUACGCUCCGUGUAUCGAGGAGGUCUUCAAGAAGGAGGUUGCGUCCCUGGAUCGCAUCUACUACGCUCGCUGCCGAAACAUCGCGGGCCCUAGCUUGGCGCAUACGGCUACCGCACCGCGGAACAAGCUCUGGACUGCCUUGAAUGGUGCAGCAGCAUAUGGAUUUGCAUCGGAGGAGAAUAGGAAGAAGAAUAGCGGCCCGCAGCUCAUGCAAGGUCUACUGCAAGAGAUGUUCUUGGGAGAGGAACUGACCAAAGAACGAAUCGCCCUUUGCGAAUUUCUUGCCUCUCUGGGAUGCCAUGACUUGGGCUUGAUGCGCGAUUCGCUUGGGUUUCCUGAUGCUAUCUCUAAUAUCUCUGUGAAUGAGCCAUACUACUCGGCGUUGUUCCAUUAUUACAGCGGGCGGAAGGGCGAGCACCCAUUCACCCUGAUGUAUGAGACGGGUACCGAUGCCGUGCCGCGUUGUGAUGCACACCUUGCAAUUUAUGGUGACACAAAGACUGUCAGCAUCCAAUACGGUCUACCGUAUGCUCGUGGCGUGCCUGUGAAGGUCGUGGUGGAGACGGCGGAUGAGAAUGGGGAGAUGAAGAGGACCGAGAGUGUGAGCGGGUGGCAGGAGACCUAUGAGGCAGAACUCAAGGCGCUGCACGCCUAUCUCACCGAAGAUAAGAUGGCCAUGACGUCCGCCCGCGAUGGGCUUCAGGAUCUGAAGCUGUUUUACCAAAUCUUCGAGCAGUACGAUCGGCAGUGUGGUACUAUUCGGACUCCUCUGGGCUAAGCACUGAAAUUGGCAACACGCGCGGUUAUGCUCACGGUGGGAUGCUGCUCUAGCAGGAAAAGUCUCACAUGUAAGAACUAAUAUGCAUACUCUAAAUUUGCUAUGUGUUUCGAAGGCGAGAGGAGGA